Acaulospora morrowiae is the source of this 1122-nucleotide messenger RNA. Lineage: Eukaryota; Fungi; Glomeromycota; Glomeromycetes; Diversisporales; Acaulosporaceae. The record is from the annotation of a GenBank genome assembly.
AUGUCGGAAGAUAAGAGUAGCGUAUUUUACACGUGGAUCGUAAAAGACUUUCAAGAAAUACACUAUGGUAUGAAAGUUGGAGACGUCAUGUUCAGUGACAAAUUCUUUUCGCCGGAACCCACCUAUUUUGACGAGGAAGAAGUAUGCGACAAGCCCACUCACGCCUGGCGUAUUCAAAUGUAUCCAAAGGGACGUAAAGGAACAUCCGAUUUUUUGUCACUUUACCUGAAGGCCUUCUCAACCGACUACGAGGUACAACAUUCCAUAAAAUCCAGGACGACGACGAAUAUGAUCGAAUUAUACAGGUGUAACGGGAAUGGGUCUGUGACCGAUGAUAACAAGCUCACUUUUCUCUCAAGGAUGGCCAGAAAAAGUCGAAAAUUCUCUGUGGACAAUGACGAAGAUAGUUGGGGUAUUAUAGAAUUUUGUGCAUUCAAGGAUCUGUUUCCUAGUAAUGAUAUCACUGCCAGAACCACUUUGGUUGUCAGGGUCCACGUGUUCGACGAGGAGCAACCAUCGCCCGAUAACUCCGUGUUAGCCUACAACCUCACCGAAGUAAUUUGUCAACCUUCAUUAUCGAUGGAAGAAUUUUUUGGUGAUAACAAGUUCAAUGACGUGGAAUUUGUGUUCGAUUGCGGGACGAGAAUUCCAGCAAAUAGAUUUGCACUAGCGCUUCGAUCGGCUUAUUUUAGAAAACUAUUCAGCGGAGAAUGGAUGGAGUCUAAGGCGACGUCGAUUCCAAUUAAGAAUGCCAAAGCAGAGCCUUUUGGUGCCAUGAUAUAUUACCUUUAUUCGGCAAGGUUGAAUGAGGAUCUGUCACUGGAGGCAUUAAAGGGUGUCUUUUACGAAGCAGACAUGAGAGAGAUUGAAGGACUAAAGGAUCAGGUGGUCGCGCGCCUUUGUGAUAUGAUGAACGCGGACAAUUGGGACGAGAUAGUAGAAUUUGGCUUAUUCGUAGAUAAUGAAAAGUUGAGGAAAAAAGUGCUGGCUUAUGUGGCGAGGCAUUGGGAAAAAUUAAAGACGACCAAGGAGAUGAGGAAGUUGUUGCGAUUUGAAUCAAUGGAUUGGAUUGCGUGGAUCGAACGCAUGAACAGAGUCAGGAUGUUUGGGGAUCUACUCUAA